AUGGAGGAAGAAGUUGAAUUAAACAGAAAUAUGAAUGAAUCAGAGAAGAAGAAGAAGAACGAUGAUGAUGAUGAUGAUGAUCACUGUAAAGAGAUUUUUAGAUGGGAAUUGUUUCUACCAAAGAUAACUGUUACUGUUCUUCUAGUUGAAUCCGAUCGUUCUACUCGUCGGUUAAUUUCAUCACUUCUCAUGAAUUGCAAUUACAAAGUUAUUGCGGUUUCUGAUGGAGUAAAGGCAUGGAAGAUUUUGCAAACGAAGGAAGUUGAAAUUGAUCUUGUUUUAACAGAAUUGGAGUUGCCUGAAUUAUCUGGAUUAGCACUUCUAGAUUUGAUGAUGGAGCAUGAAACUUGCAAAAACAUUCCUCUUAUAAUGAUGACUUCUCACGAUUCACGUGGCAUGGUAAUGAAUUGCAUGUCUAAAGGUGCAGCUGAUUUUCUAAUCAAACCUGUUCGGAAAAAUGAGCUUGCGAACUUAUGGCAGCAUGUAUGGAGAAAGCAUGUUCUUAACAGGCCUCUCCAAAAUACAUCUGCACAAGAAAAACUUAAAAUUGCCAUAGAAGACAAUUUUACUAGCAAUCAAUUGACUGAUUCUGUUUCUGUGGCUUCCUCACAGAAAAAUAAUGAAUGCAGUGAGAAAUUGAGCGAGGCUCAAAGCACGCGUGCACUGCCAUUUUCUGAUGCGGAGAAUGCAUACAAGAAUAAUAUGCAAAAUGCCUCUCAGAAGAAGAGUUGUUUCAAAUUGAGAAAAAUUGAUGUGUUGAAACAUGAGGAGUCUAACCAACUUGAAAGGGAAUCAACUAAGCUUAAUGAUGAAGCAAGAGACUCAAGGCUAGAACAAGACUACAGAACUUCUGAAGUUGAAUCCAAAAAUGAAAUAUUUAGAGCUGAGUUAAGAAGAGAGAACCACGAUACUGAUACUGAGAUACGUGGAUGCAGUGAUGAACUGAUAGAACCUUCUAGCAAAGCUAUCGACUUGAUUUCCACAGUUGGGAAUCUCCGCAAGUGCACUAAGGAAAUCCAUUGCAUUAAUGGUGAUAAAGAAACCAAGUUUGAUUUCGGAAAUGGAUUGGAGCUGUCUUUAAGUAGUGAUUUUUCAGGCAGCUCAUGCAAACAAGCAAGUGAAUCAACUGAGGAAUGGCAAAGAUUGAACCACUCAAAUACUUCCGCCUUUUCCCAGUUUGAUGGCAGUAAGAUGUUGUGGCCACUUUUUCAAAAUUCCAAUUGGAGCUCUAAUAAAUCUCAUGAAUUAUCAGUAGCUACUUCUGAUAAUUGCAUUCAAUAUGGUGGCCCAAUUAAAAUGGAAGAUAUGACUAAUGCAGUCACCGCUCAUUACGGACAAUUUGGAGCGAAAUUAUUUAACACUGGACUGUUGGCUGAUAAUGUUCUCCAUCACAUGUGGAUUCCUAAAUCAAAUUACCAAAAAGAGAGCUCUCCCUUUCCCUCAAGUUCCUCUUCCCAGUCCAAUUCUGAAAGUCACAAUUCAGACCAUCAUCAUAAUUGCUCUUAUGAUGCUAACUACAGUUUUCCUAAUCAAAAUGUUGCUGAAAAACAUGAUUUGGAUCAUGUAGUGCAUGAUUCUCCUAGUGGUGGUACGGGAUUCGGCAAUGACAUUUUCCGUGCUUCAAAUCAUAUUAAUAGCUGCAAUGAUGAAAGAGCUACUUCAAAUGCUGUUACAAAGAACUCAAGAAGUUCUAGUGAUAGUAGGCACUACAAAAAAGAUUAUUAUGAUGAAUUUAGAUUGAGUGAUUCUCAUCGCUCCAGUCAUAGAGAAGCAGCUCUAACAAAGUUUCGUUUAAAGCGAAAAGAGAGAUGCUACACGAAAAAGGUUCGCUAUCAGAGUCGGAAAAGAAUCGCAGAGCAGCGCCUUCGAGUGAAAGGGCAGUUCGUACGUAGAGUACACGAUGAUGAUCAUCCAAAUGCAGAUGCUAAUGGUGAUCAAUGA
Lathyrus sativus (Indian pea) is the source of this 1941-nucleotide messenger RNA. The record is from the annotation of a GenBank genome assembly. Lineage: Eukaryota; Viridiplantae; Streptophyta; Magnoliopsida; Fabales; Fabaceae.